Molecule: messenger RNA, 2763 nt
Organism: Aspergillus clavatus NRRL 1
Lineage: Eukaryota; Fungi; Ascomycota; Eurotiomycetes; Eurotiales; Aspergillaceae
Product: cyclic nucleotide-binding domain protein
Exons: 2
Coding region: 1-2763 (920 amino acids)
Molecular function (GO): protein binding; protein-containing complex binding
Source: RefSeq, a predicted model, not a curated record
AUGCGGCGCCAUGGCAGGUCUGGCGGAGGGACAAAGGCUGUCACGCCCGUCUCCGACACUGUUUCGCUCAUCCAUUCGUUCGACUCAAUCACUAACCCAAAUCGACCAGCACGACCGUCUCCAUUGGCAUCCUCUCACAUCCAAGCAUUACCUCUAGACCUAAUCGAUCGACUACGCUCCUUCCCUCUGUUCCAAUCUACUCCAGAGUCAUUCCUGGUCGAAGUCGCACAGCAUCUCCGGCCCCAGCUCAGUGCCCCGAACGAUUACAUCCUGACCGAAGGCGAUGAGGCCAAGGCGAUAUACUGGUUGGUGCGGGGGGCUGUCUCCGUCACCUCGCGUGAUGGUGAGAGUAUCUAUGCCGAACUGGAACCGGGCGCUUUCUUCGGUGAAAUUGGAGUGUUGAUGGAUCGGCCUCGCACUGCAACAAUCAUUGCUCGAACGCGGUGUCUACUGGUCGUUCUAUCCAAAGAGGAUUUUAGAAACAUUCUUCCGCGGUUCCCGGAAGUGGAACGAGCGAUACGGGACGAGGCACAGGAACGACUGAUGAUCCUGGAAAAGAAGAAGAAGGAGACGUCAACGCCAUCCGUUGACAUUGCAACUCCAGUCCGGAGAGGGUCAAAAAGAUUAAGAGAUUCCUAUUCCGGAGAUCUAGCUCCCGUUGAUCGUCAAGGCACAAAUCUGAAGACUGGCAACAAGAAGCGCAAAUCCCCAAGUCCUGGGUUAGGAGCUGCUGAGAGCUCAUCAAGCGCAUUGGCAAACGGGUCGGUGAACGUCCGUCUUCUGCUCAAAGAAUUGCCUCUCUUCUCGAGCCUCCCUCCGGAUAUACUACAUUUUCUUGGACUCAAUGCGCAACCGCGAUCAUAUCCCCCGUUCACCGACAUCAUCCGACAGGAUUCUCAGGGACGGGAGAUCUAUUUCAUUGUACGUGGGGAAGUUGAGGUUCUAUCAGAGAGGACGGACAUACAAGACAAACAGUCUCUGCCGAACGGGAUCGACACACCGGCCUUUGACGUAAAAGCAAGGCUCAAACAAGGGCAAUAUUUUGGAGAGGUCGUGAGCCUUUCUCUGGCACCUCGCCGCACUGCAACCGUACGGUCUGUCACGGCUGUUGAAUGUCUCAUGCUCAGUGGGGAUGUCCUUGCUGAGUUCUGGGACAAGUUGCCCCAAGAUGUCCGCCAGCAAGUUGAGAACACGGCCAAGGAAAGACUUCAGGCUGCUUCCGAUGGAGACGUCGUGAUGUCAGAUGCCGGAAGCGCUGACCAGCCCGUCGAUGGAGAUUUCCAAAUUAGAGCAUCUCGGAGACAGUCAAUGCCUCUUUUAACGCUCACAGAGACAGAACUGGAUACACCACGUGCCCCCAAUGGCAUGGAAGACCAGAAUGUGUUGAAACCAUCGGAUCCCGACCCAUUCUUGAACGUUGGCUUGGAUAAUGUUCGGCUUCGAAGUCGGCGCGGAUCGGUUGCGCCGCUGACACCAGAGGAGGUGUCUGGUGACCAACAGCGACAGUCGCCUCCACAAGCUUCUCGUUCCGCGAGAUCGUCUCUCAUGUCCCUUUCCGAGACGUCGGUUCUAUCGACAGCCUCGAAAACACAGCGUGAAUCUCGGCAAGAUAACCUCGGAAUUCUUCCCGAUAAUAUACUGAUCAAGGUCUUCCAAUAUCUGAACCUGCAUGAUCUUCUUCGCUUUCGGGCUGUUUCCCUGCAUUGGUCGGAGAUACUCAGCACAUCCAGCGAACUGGUGCGACACCUCGAUUUGAGCAUGUACAAUCGUCACCUCACGGAUGACGUCCUAGUCAAAGUCAUCUGCCCGUUUGUCGGUGAAAGACCACACUAUGUCAACAUCAGCAAUUGUUUUCACAUCACCGACGAAGGCUUUUCCAAGUUAGCCACCACAUGUGGUGCUAACGUCACCGCUUGGAAGAUGAAAAGUGUCUGGGAUGUAACUGCAUCUGCAGUUCUCGAAAUGGCUAGCAAAGCAACAGGUUUAGAAGAGGUCGAUCUAAGCAACUGCAGAAAGGUUGGCGACACCCUACUAGCUCGACUCAUUGGCUGGGUCGUACCUGGACAGCACAAACCCAAUGGCGAACCGGCGAAAUCGGGAAAAGCAGUCGUAAAACCUACCAUGCAAACCGAAGCUGGCACCGUAUAUGGCUGCCCCAAGUUGAAAAGGCUGACCCUUUCAUACUGCAAGCAUGUCACCGAUCGUUCGAUGCAUCAUAUCGCGUCUCACGCUGCCUCUAGGAUAGAGCAAAUGGAUCUGACACGAUGUACGACAAUAACAGAUCAAGGCUUUCAGUACUGGGGAAACGCCCAAUUUACCAAUCUGCGCAAAUUAUGUCUGGCAGACUGUACUUACCUCACCGACAACGCCAUUAUCUAUCUGACAAACGCCGCCAAACAGCUACAGGAGCUGGAUUUGUCUUUUUGCUGUGCCUUAUCCGAUACAGCAACAGAAGUACUCGCACUCCAGUGCUCGCAAUUGACUUAUCUGAAUAUGUCAUUUUGCGGAUCUGCGAUUUCGGAUCCAUCUCUUCGUAGCAUUGGACUCCAUCUUUUGCACCUGAAACGACUUUCUGUGCGUGGCUGUGUUCGAGUCACUGGGGUGGGCGUUGAAGCAGUGGCAGAUGGCUGUAAUCAGCUGGACUCUUUUGAUGUGAGCCAGUGCAAAAACCUAGCCCCUUGGCUCGAAGACGGCGGGGCCCUCAAAUACAAGAACAGGAUUACUUUCGAGACAGUCGCACAGAAUGGGAUCGUGUUCCGGUGA